AUGGCUCCUUCCAGGAAGAAAGCCGCCCGAGGCUCCAGUAAAAAUACCCUGAGAAACAAAAAGUUGGAUGCGUUUCUGAAGGACUUCGACCAGGAAGUCCAGACACGCAAAGAUCAGAUCCUGGUGGACAGCGAGGGCUUAUGUAAGGAGAGUGACAACAUGUACAACAUGGAAUUUCUACGCCUGCCUGCAGCUCUGCAGGAGAUGAACUGGGUCAGCUACUACGCUCUGGGAGGAGGUGAAAAGGCCCUGGAGAAGGCUGCCAUGGUUGACCUGGAUAUACUGGAAAUUACCAAGCUGGCAGCGGAAGCCGUUCAGACGCCCCUCAAAACAGUCAGGAAAGCUAAGAAAGUCAAGCAGGCUAUUGAGACCAUAGAAGAAGAAGGAGCGGGGCAGCCGAUCCUGCCUGCAGGGAAGCGAUCCAGGCUGGGGAGUGAUGCGUGUGGAGCCCUGGAGUCCAGCGUCCAGAAACUGCAGAAGGCAAAGACCUCCACCAAAAAGGCUCCCCCGGGGUCAAGGAGGGGCAGGCCUCCCCCGGCCAGGUCUACGCGUUUGAGCAGGAGGUCCAGCAAAGGUAACUUUGUCACUCCGACGGUCAGCCAGACCGCCCACUCAGCUGCCCUCAAGGGAACCACCCCUCUGCUCACCCCGAAGUUUGAUUCCAGUGUCUUCAAAACACCCGGCCUGCGUGCUCCCGCGGCUCAAGAGCGGGUCUUCAGCAUCUCUGCAAACGGCAGCCCCCUUGCGGCCACCAGCGACAUCUUCAUCACCGUCCCUGCUGGGGGAGGAGAGAGCAUCUGCUUAAGAGCCAGCAAGCUUUCCAAGCAGGACCUGAUGCACUUGAAUCCAGGCACCCUGGGGAGCGUGAAGAAGCUGUCGGUGCAGCUGGCGAAUCUGUGCGGCACCAUCAAGCACUCCUUCAAGUGA
This is a messenger RNA of Euleptes europaea (tarantolino), 927 nucleotides long. It is a transcript of the gene CDCA8, whose product is annotated as cell division cycle associated 8. Gene Ontology annotation, cellular component: chromosome, centromeric region; spindle midzone; chromosome passenger complex. The record is from RefSeq and is a predicted model, not a curated record. NCBI's taxonomy places the organism in Eukaryota, Metazoa, Chordata, Lepidosauria, Squamata, Sphaerodactylidae. Bases 1 to 927 code for a protein of 308 amino acids. The transcript is spliced from 10 exons. Gene Ontology annotation, biological process: mitotic sister chromatid segregation.